Messenger RNA from Oncorhynchus tshawytscha (Chinook salmon), 1921 nucleotides. Its product is annotated as protein Wnt-8a-like. Gene Ontology annotation, molecular function: frizzled binding; cytokine activity. Gene Ontology annotation, cellular component: extracellular region. The transcript has 7 exons. The record is from RefSeq and is a predicted model, not a curated record. Gene Ontology annotation, biological process: cell fate commitment; neuron differentiation; multicellular organism development. NCBI's taxonomy places the organism in Eukaryota, Metazoa, Chordata, Actinopteri, Salmoniformes, Salmonidae. Bases 200 to 1369 code for a protein of 389 amino acids.
AUAAUACACAUCACUCAAUCAACGUGUACUGGCUGUAGUGUAUUGUAUAUUAAUUAGCCCCAGAAAUCCCCUAUGUCCACUUACUAUUAUUUUCUAUUCCUGUUUGUAUGCAAUCAAUGUAAAGCAUGUAUGUCUGUCUCUGAGAGCCAUCCACACUGACCAUCAGCAACACCUGAGUUAGUCCUGAGAGGAAGAGAACAUGGAAUACCUGUGCCGAAAGUAUUUACGCUUGGGAUACUCCACGGAAGCCGUUGUUUUGGACGCAGAAGACUCAUUAGCUGCCAUGGGACCGUGCAAGCUGCUGACAUCACUGGUCCUGUCCAUGUGUUGUCAUGUUCUGUACGCUACAGCAUGGUCGGUGAAUAACUUCCUGAUGACUGGACCAAAGGCCUAUCUGACGUAUGCCAGUAGCGUGCAGGUGGGCGCACAGUGCGGGAUUCAGGAAUGCAAACACCAGUUCGCUUGGGACAGGUGGAACUGCCCGGAGAGCGCGCUCCAACUAUCAACUCAUGGACUGCGCAGUGCCACAAGAGAGACGUCUUUCGUCCACGCCAUCAGUGCUGCGGGGGUGAUGUACACUCUCACCAAGAACUGUAGUAUGGGGGAUUUUGAUAACUGUGGAUGUGAUGACUCCAAUAUUGGGCAGAUAGGUGGUAGGGGUUGGAUUUGGGGGGGCUGCAGUGAUAACGUGAAAUUUGGGGAGAAGAUGUCCAAACAGUUUGUGGAUGCGCUGGAGAACGGGCACGACUCGCGCGCAGCUGUGAACCUGCACAACAAUGAAGCUGGUAGACUUGCGAUCAAGGCGACCAUGAAGCGAGCCUGUAAGUGCCACGGGGUCUCCGGGAGCUGUUCCGUUCAGACCUGCUGGAUGCAGCUGUCUGACUUCAGAGACAUCGGCAACUACCUCAAAGUCAAACACGACCAGGCGCAGAAACUGGAGAUGGACAAGAGGCGGAUGAGGUCGGGGAACAGCGCGGACAACAGGGGCGCCAUCGCGGACGUGUUCAGCAGCAUCGCCCGGACGGAGCUCAUUUACCUGGAGGAAUCUCCAGACUACUGUACCAAGAACAAGAGCCUGGGGCUCCAGGGAACCGAGGGGAGGGAGUGUCUGCAGGGGGAAAAUAACCUCUCCCAGUGGGAGAAGAAGAGCUGCCGCCGGCUGUGCCAUGAGUGCGGCCUGAGGGUCGAGGAGAGGCGGAUUGAGAUAGUCAGCAGCUGUAAUUGCAAGUUUCACUGGUGCUGCACGGUCAAGUGCGAGCGGUGCACGCAGGUCGUGACCAAAUACUACUGCGGGCGCAGGGAGAGAGUGCGCAGGCCUCAGAACAGCACAAGGAAAAGUGGGAGAAGGCCUCGCGUGCAGCGCAGUUGAUUUGCGCCUGCACAGUCUGUGGUUAUCUAUACUUGAGGAUAACUAUGAAGGGGACAGUUUAUUUUAAUAUUCGCUAUUUAAAACAUGUUUUAUUACAGUUAAUUUUAUCCAUGUUCAUCUGUCUGGGAUUGUAUGUCUUGUAUGUUGUUACCCAAACAUUUUACACGUGAUUUCUCCUGUAACUUGUUUAUGAUCAACAUAUUCUCAUCCAUCCCACAUCGGAUGACAAACUAUUUCCACUUUUGUCCCUCAUUAAAAAUGCACUUUAUAGGCUAACAUUUUGACAAUCGAAUAGAUAUGUGAUAUGUUCUAAAAAAUAUAUAUAUUCCUUUGAUAAAUGUCUAUCAUCACAAUGUUAUUUUGUUAAUGCACGUUUAAGUUUACUUGUCACUUUGGGGGUGUACAAGGAGAAAUAUGGUUGUCUAAAUGGGUUAGAGGCUUAUGCGUACAUUCGGUGUGUCCUCUUUUAUAUUAAUUAUGACAUUGUUUUAAGUGUCAUUAUCACGUUUUUAUUUUUGUACGGGGAAUUGCAUAUUAAAUAUUUGAAUCUUA